ACCACCGAGCCGCUACGGUACACAGGAUCAAUGAGAGGCAGCGCACCGGGAUCCUAACAGUUAGCUCUGUUCCUUCUGUCUGAUACGAGUUUAACAAGAGAUAUAACACGAGUAUGGUGGCUGCUUGAAGAAGGAAAGGAUGGCACAGAAAGACACGCUGCUGAACCUCUUCGCCGGGGGAUGCAGUGGUACGGUGGGAGCCAUUGUGACCUGUCCUCUGGAAGUGUUAAAGACACGGUUGCAGUCCUCGGGCCUCACCCUCAGGCCCGUCUUCCAGGUCCAGUUGGGCACCCUAAGUGGCACAGGGGUGAUCCGACCAGGGACUGUUACACCGGGGCUGCUGCAGGUCCUACGGUCAAUUCUAGAAAAAGAGGGACCAAGAUCACUUUUCCGUGGUCUGGGGCCGAACCUCGUUGGCGUGGCCCCCUCAAGAGCCAUUUACUUUGCUGCAUACUCGAAAUCUAAAGAGGCGUUCAAUGGGCUGUUUGUGCCUAACAGUGGACUGGUGCACAUGUCGUCUGCUGGUGUUGCAGCUUUUGUUACUAACUCUCUGAUGAACCCCAUCUGGAUGGUCAAGACCAGGAUGCAGCUGGAGAAAAAAGCCAGAGGAGAGAAGAAGAUGAAUGCACUGCAGUGUGCCCGCUAUGUUUACAGAACGGAAGGGAUCCGGGGCUUCUACAGAGGCUUGACUGCAUCUUAUGCCGGCAUCUCUGAGACCAUGAUCUGCUUCCUCAUCUACGAGACACUGAAGAAACAGCUCGCCAAGAGCCAGUACGCCUCCCCGAACGGUGAACAGGAGAAAGGAGCGUCAGACUUCCUGCGUCUCAUGUUGGCAGCCGCUUUUUCAAAGGGCUGUGCGUCCUGCAUAGCUUAUCCACACGAGGUCAUACGGACAAGGCUGCGUGAGGAAGGCAGCAAGUACAAGUAUUUCUUCCAGACGGGGAGGUUAAUAGCUGUGGAGGAAGGCUAUGCAGCUUUUUAUAGAGGACUCAUUCCACAGCUAAUUAGACAAAUCCCUAACACGGCUAUCGUCCUCUCCACAUACGAACUCAUUGUCCAUCUACUGGGAGAGUCUAAGUGAAGAUGCUUGAAAGUUGGGAUCUUCCUGACAAACACUGAAUGCCACAUGAAACCCAAGACAGGCUGGGCAAAAGACUUGUGAAAAUGAAGCACACGCAUUUUGUUAAUGUGGUGCUCCAGAGACUUUUCUGGUGGAACUAAAGCAGCUUGUACUUUUAUCCAAAGAGCUAAACACAUUAUUUUAUUGAAAGCUUGUCUUUAGGAGUUUAUCGAAAUAACUGAAGAGGAUGUGGUACUGAUUAAAACUCCAAACCUGUGAAAAAGGUCAUCUUCUUAGAGGACUAGUGUUAAGUUAAACUAAAUUAAUUUAUGUUUUGUUAUUUUAUGACGGUGUUUGUUUCCUCUUAUCAGUGGUAAAUGUACCCACAGACACACAUGACUGCGCAGGUUGACUCUUUUAGUUAAUGAAGGGAAGUAAUUCAGAUGAAGUGCUGGUAAUAGUGCUGUUCCUUGCAAUGUAAUGACCACACUGAUCAUUUUUGAGAUUUUCUGUUUCACAAAUACAAUGUGCUGGUUUUGAAGUUUGAAUUACAGAGAAAUGUAUCAUAUUUUUCAUUAAUAUAAUAUAUAAACAUAUAUUAUAUACAGGCUUAUCUGUAUGUUUUCUUUGUGGGGAAAAAAGAUUUUACAAUAGAAUGACCAUUUAGAUGCUCAUUUGACCAAUGGCUCAAAAAAAUGCAUCAAGAACAUAUAUCAGUUGGUGUCUGACCCGACCGCGAUACCACUGAAGGAAUUAUUCAGCUCAUACAAACAUGAUGACAAAAUCUGAAUAUAUGCGAGACUAGUUGGCUGCUUUUGUUCUGAAGUAUAAAUGUCCUGUUGGAUUCAUUUCAUCAUAAUUUUCUACCUUGUGAUGAUUGUAAAGAUUUAGGUGAAAAACAUCUGGGAACAAAAUAAGUGUCUUCUGUCAGAGAAUUUACAGGGUUCUUACAGAGUCUUUGGAAAUUUGGCAUGCUUAAUUUUAGCAAUUGUGUUUUCAAGGUUAAGAUAGAAAAUGCAUGAAUUUGAAUAUAAUCCUUGUGUUUGAUCUUUACAAAACUGUCAUGCAAAGCAUUAAUAGCUUGAUAAGUCCUCUGUUUAUCUUUAAGUAAUCCUGAUCAAAACACGUUUAAUAUAAACGGCUGGUAAAAAUUAUGUAGGUAGAUUCCUUGAAAGUGCUUGAAAAAUGCUUGAAUUGUACUCUUAAAAAACUGUGGGAACCCUGAAUUUAAGUUUAUCCCACUGUACUACUUUGGUACAGGGUAGUCUGUUUAUGCCAUGACUGAACAUCAAGAUUUUUUUUUGUUUUUGAUUUUCUGAUCAUUUUCAUCCCCUUCCUGUAAUGUGUUACUAUAUUUUUCAGUAAUUCUUCACAUUCAGUUAAAGACUCAAGCAAGUCUUCCACAUGUGCUUAUAAAAAGUACUCACACCCUUGGACUUUUUCAUGCUUUAUUGUUUUACAACAUAGAAUAUUAGUAGAGCUCAGCUAUUAUAAAGUUGAGCACAUUAUUGCACAAGAAAAGACUUGAUGCCAAAGUGAAAGGAAAUAUGUAC
Centropristis striata (black sea bass) is the source of this 2613-nucleotide messenger RNA. RefSeq names its product solute carrier family 25 member 33 (gene slc25a33). The record is from RefSeq and is a predicted model, not a curated record. Gene Ontology annotation, molecular function: pyrimidine nucleotide transmembrane transporter activity. NCBI's taxonomy places the organism in Eukaryota, Metazoa, Chordata, Actinopteri, Perciformes, Serranidae. The transcript has 7 exons. Gene Ontology annotation, cellular component: mitochondrion. Bases 140 to 1081 code for a protein of 313 amino acids. Gene Ontology annotation, biological process: pyrimidine nucleotide import into mitochondrion.